Syngnathus acus (greater pipefish) is the source of this 5169-nucleotide messenger RNA. Its product is annotated as complement C3-like. The coding region runs from base 77 to 5056 and encodes 1659 amino acids. NCBI's taxonomy places the organism in Eukaryota, Metazoa, Chordata, Actinopteri, Syngnathiformes, Syngnathidae. Gene Ontology annotation, molecular function: endopeptidase inhibitor activity; protein binding. Gene Ontology annotation, cellular component: extracellular region. The record is from RefSeq and is a predicted model, not a curated record. The transcript has 43 exons.
ACCGGUUGAGAGAGGAAGAUAAAAGGAGAGCGUUGUAGCGCUGAACUCUACAUUGCAGUUCAGGAUCGAGGAGACCAUGAGUAAUUCUCCUCUGUGGCUGCUGGCCUCACUGGCCUUUGCUUAUUUGUGUUCUCUGGCCGAUGGUGUUACAUUGCAGGUGAUGUCCGCCCCCAACCUGUUGCGGGUAGGAGCGACAGAAAACAUUUUUGUGGAGUGUCAAGACUGCACUGGGGGCGACAUAAAGGUGGAAAUAAAAGUGAUGAACCAUCCAACCAAAACCAAAACGCUUGGCUCGGAGGCAUCUGUGACCCUUAAUAGCGCUAACAACUUCCAAGGCCUUGGGCAAAUUAUGUUACAAAGCAAGGACUUUAGCAAAGACCCCAACGACAAGCAGUAUGUGUACCUGCAAGCUAAAUUCCCUGACCGACUGUUGGAGAAGGUUGUGCUCGUCUCCUUUCAGUCUGGAUACAUCUUCAUCCAGACAGACAAGAAUCUCUACACCCCCGACAGCACGGUGAACUACAGAAUGUUCGGAGUGACGCCGAGCAUGGAGCCUAUUGAGAGAGAUCAACAUAAUGAAAAUGAGGCUGCCGCCAUAAUCAUUGAGAUGAUGACACCGGAAGAGGUCAUUUUACCUCUUGAGUUAGUCUUUCUGAAGUCAGGGAUGUAUUCUGGAAACUUCAAACUUGCUGAGAUUGUCAGUCCUGGAGUGUGGAAAGUCGUCGCCAGGUUCCAAAGUCACCCACAACAGAGCUUCUAUGCAGAGUUUGAAGUUAAAGAGUAUGUGCUCCCCAGUUUUGAAGUCAAAUUAACGCCUUCGGACCCCUUCUUCUAUAAGGAUAGCGAAGAGUUCACUGUCAAGAUCAGAGCCACGUAUCUAUUUGGCAAAGAAGUAGAUGGGACGGCCUUUGUGGUCUUUGGGUUUCUAAAGGAUGGCGAAAAGAGAAGUUUUCCUGAAUCUCUUCAGAGACUUUCUAUUGAGAAAGGCUGUGGAUUGGUCACACUCAAGAAAGCACAGAUGAUACAAACCGUCCCAAACAUCGAUGAUUUGGUGGGAAGUCACAUAUUUGUGUCUGCCAGCGUUAUGACAUUGAGUGGUAGUGAAAUGGUAGAAGCAGAGUUGAGAGGCAUCAACAUUGUCACAUCUCCAUACACCAUUGAGUUCAGGAAGACACCCACAUAUUUUAAACCAGGAAUGACCUUCGAUGUUACGCUUAAGGUCACGAAUCCUGAUGAAACUCCAGCACGAGGUAUCCCUGUGGUGGUGAACCCCGGUGAAGUGCAGGGCUUCACCUCUAACAACGGCAUUGCCAAGCUCACUGUCAAUACAGUCUCAAGGGAUGCAAUUUUGACCAUUGACGCAAGGACCAGUGAUCCUAAAAUCCUCGAUGGAAGGCAAGCAACUGCUACAAUGAAAGCCAUCCCAUAUAAUGCCAAAAGCAAAAAUUACAUCCACAUAGGUGUGGAUACAGCAGAGCUGGAUUUGGGAGAUAACUUGAAAAUCAACCUCAAUUUAAACAAGCCACCAACUCGAGAUACUGACAUCACAUAUUUGGUCGUCGGCAGAGGACAACUGGUGAAAUUUGGCCGUCAUAGGACCAUUGGCCAAGUUCUGAUCUCCGUCAUCAUUCCCAUCACCAAAGAUAUGCUCCCAUCAUUCCGUAUCGUAGCUUACUACCGUCCAGAUGACAGCGAGGUGGUGUCAGACUCGAUUUGGGUGGAUGUCAAGGACUCCUGCAUGGGCACGCUCAAACUGGAACCAACAAGUCGUGCACCAUCUUUUGAACCUCGCAAGAUCUUUGGACUAAGGGUCACGGGAGACCCAGAGGCCACAGUGGGCUUGGUGGCAGUUGACAAAGGCGUUUAUGUUCUGAACAAGAAGUUUCGUCUGACCCAGAAAAAGGUGUGGGAGGCUGUGGAAAAGCACGACACUGGCUGCACACCAGGUGGCGGCAAAGAUGGAAUGAGUGUCUUCUAUGACGCUGGACUGGUGUUUGAGACCAACGCUGGCCAAGGAACCCCUUACCGACAAGAGCUGAAAUGUCCAGCACCCAGCAGGAGUAAACGAGCUACAACUCUACUACAGGUUACUACAACCUUAGCAAGUAAAUAUGAAGGACUACAGAGGGAUUGCUGUUUGGAUGGCAUGGCGGAAACGCGACUCUCAUACACUUGUGAAACGCGCAGCGAGUACAUCACUGAUGGACCAGAGUGUGUCGCGGCUUUCGUGUAUUGCUGCCAAGAACUGGAAGGCCAGAGAGCUGAGAUGAAGCAAGACAUCCUUCAAAUAGCUCGAAGUGAGAAGAAUGAUCACAUUUACCAGGACAACAUUGAAAUUGUUACCCGCACAAAUUUCCCUGAAAGCUGGCUUUGGGCUGAGGUCAAAUUGCCUGCUUGCCCUCCACAUAGACGUAACUGUGACACAACAUCAUAUGAGAGAAUGGAGCCCAUGCGUGACUCCAUAACAACAUGGCAGUUUAUGGGUAUUAGUUUAUCCAAAACUCACGGAAUCUGUGUCGGUGAACCUUUAGAGGUGAUAGUACAGAAGGAUUUCUUCAUUGACCUCAAGCUUCCUUAUUCGGUUGUGCGUGGAGAGCAGAUUGAAAUCAAGGCAAUACUCCACAAUUACAGCCCUGACGAAAUCACAGUGCGUGUGGACCUGUUUGAGACAGCGGAUGUGUGCAGUGCAGCCUCCAAGCGCUCAAAGUUCCGCCAGGAGGUUGAAAUGGGGCCCCACACUACGCUAGCUGUACCCUACAUCAUCAUUCCCAUGAAAAAAGGAAUGUUUGGUAUCGAGGUCAAAGCAGCUGUGAGCGGUUCCCAUCUCGCUGAUGGAAUAAUGAAGAAGCUGAAAGUUGUGCCUGAAGGUGUCUUGGUUAAGGCUCCAAAGGUAAUAGACCUUGACCCUGCUAAAAAAGGAAUAAAUGGUAAACAAGAAGUCAUCAUCAACAGUCAAAUUCCAAAGAAAGAUGUGGUACCGGGCACAGAUUCUGUCACACACAUCUCUGUGAUGGGUAGAGAACAAGUUAGUGUAUUUGUGGAAAAUGCCAUUGGUGGGACAUCAAUGGGUAGUCUGAUUUAUCAGCCUGGUGGCUGUGGAGAGCAGAACAUGAUCCACAUGACCCUACCUGUAAUUGCAACCACGUAUCUGGACAAAACCAACCAGUGGGAAACUGUGGGCUUUCAAAAACGUGAUGAAGCACUGCAACACAUAAAAACUGGCUACAAGAAUCAGGUUGCUUACCGAAAUAAGGAUGGUUCUUUUUCUGUGUGGGCCAAAAAGCCGAGUAGCAGCUGGCUGACAGCCUAUGUUGCCAAAGUGUUCUCCAUGUCCAACCAGCUGGUGGCCGUGCAAAGAGAUGUGAUCUGUGAUGCUGUCAAGUUUCUUAUUCUCCAUGCACAGCAACCUGACGGCAUGUUUCGAGAAGUGGGCACGGUCGCUCACGGCGAGAUGAUUGGUGACGUGCGAGGUGGGGACUCAGACGCCUCAAUGACGGCCUUCAAUCUCAUUGCAAUGCAGGAGUCACGCGCACUUUGCUCUGCCACUGUUAAUAGCUUGGAAGAUAGCGAAGCCAAAGCACUUGCUUACCUGGAAAGGCGUCUGACCAGCCUCAAAAACCCGUAUGCUGUAGCCAUAACAUCGUAUGCUUUAGCGAACAAGGAUAAGCUGAACAAGGAGAUCCUCUUCAAGUUCGCUUCCCCAGAGUUAAGCCAUUGGCCUGUGCCUAAGGGACAUAUUUAUACACUGGAGGCAACAGCCUAUGCUCUUCUGGCUUUGGUCAAGGCCGGGCACUUUGAGGAGGCCAGACCUGUGGUGCGAUGGUUCAACAAACAGAGAAAGGUGGGCGGAGGCUAUGGAUCGACUCAGGCCACAAUUAUGGUGUAUCAAGCAAUAUCGGAAUACUGGAGCAGUGCCAAAGAGCCACAAUAUGAUCUGAAAGUGGAUAUUGACGUGCCGGGCAGAUCGUUACCUCUCAAAUACACCUUCAACAAGGAAACCUUUCAUACCACAAGAACAUCUGAUAUGAAAAGUAUUAAUCAAGAUAUCAAAGUGACAGCCGAAGGUAGUGGAGAAGCAACAUUUACAAUGGUGUCGUUGUAUUAUGCCCUGCCUUCCGAAAAAGAAAGUGACUGUCAGACAUUUGACUUAUCAGUGCAACUUAUUCCAGAAAGAAUUGAUGCGGAAGAGAAGAUAUACAAGCUACAAAUAGAGGUUAUGUAUAAAAGCAAAGAGCAUGAUGCAUCCAUGACAAUCUUGGACAUUGGCUUGUUGACUGGCUUCCGUGUUGACAACAACGACAUGGGCUUGCUGUCCAAAGGUCGUGCCCCCAUCAUUUCAAAGUAUGAGAUGAACACAGCCUUGUCAGAGAAGGGCUCUCUCAUCAUCUACCUGGACAAAGUCUCUUAUAGGCGUCGUGAGGAAAUCAGCUUUAGGAUCAUCCAGACCCUGAAAGUCGGCAUCUUACAACCGGCUGCUGUGUCUGUUUAUGAAUACUAUGAUGAGAGGCGUUGUGUGAAAUUCUACCAUCCCGAGAGGAAAGCUGGCCAGCUGCUGAAACUAUGCACAAAGGAUGAAUGUACCUGUGCUGAAGAGAACUGCAGCCUACAAAAGAAGGGUCAAAUCAGUAAUGAUUUGCGUGCACAAAAGUCUUGUGAGAGUACCCCGACUAGCAAGAUAGACUAUGUGUACCGCAUAGAAUUGGAAGCAUUUCAUGACGGUUUGUCAACUGACAUCUACAAAGCACGGGUGACCCAAGUCAUCAAAGAAGGAAAUAAAGAUAUGGGUGCCCAAGGCCAACUACGCACAUUCCUCAGUUAUCCACACUGCAGGGAGGCUUUAGAAUUGGACGUAGGCAAGUCGUAUUUAAUCAUGGGCUCAUCGAAAGAUAUUCACAGGGAUGACGAGACACAAACGUUCCAUUACAUUCUCGGAGAGAAAACGUGGAUCGAAUACUGGCCUACAACUGCUGAGUGUCAAUCCCAAGAACACAGACCUACUUGCAUAGGCAUGGAGUUCCUAAAAAGGAAAUAUGAAGGUUUUGCAUGCGAACAAUAGUCAAAAUCAAGCUCAGACAAUGAAAACACGUUUUCACUAUUCCCAGAAUGUCAAUCUUUUAUGUCAUGAAAUGUUACACUGUGCCGAUUAAAAUUAGAUGGCUAUUAAUCUCA